GUGCUACAUUGCACCACUUAAUCUAUCAAUGUCAUGUCAAUCCCGGGUACAUUUAUAUAUUUUGUAAUCCCCACUGUAAGAUUAUUUACCACCCUCUCUACAUUUUCCUCUCCAUCCAUAAUCCACCAUCCACCAUGGCAACAACAGUAACCCACACAAUCGACGAAGCAAAGCUCCACAUAACAUCCGUUUUCCAACACAGCUCAGGCGACCACGCCAUCAUCGACCACAUAGCCGACAGCGACGAAGAAAUCCUCGUCGCGUUAGGAUACAAACAAGAAUUCAAGCGAGAUUUCUCGAUAUGGUCUUCCUUUUCCGUUUCGUUCGCUUGCUUGGGGCUUUUACCUUCGAUUGCUUCGACGCUGGUUUAUAAUCUGGGGUAUAUUGGGUUGAGUGGCUCGGUGUGGGGGUGGUUGGUUGCGGCGCUUUGGAUUCAGUGUGUUGCGUUGGCGAUGGCGGAGCUUUGUAGUAGUAUGCCGACGGCGGGGGGGUUGUAUUAUGCUUCUUCUGUUUUGGCGCCGGAAGGUUGGUGAUGUUUUUUUUCUUGAGUUUGGGAUUGUUUGUGGUUUCUUUGGAUGUCUGAGAUUGAGAACGGGAUAUCAUAUGACUAACUCGUUGAUCAGGCUGGGGACCUUUAUGUUCAUGGGCAAGUCAUUUUCCUAUCUGUACAUGGUAAAAGAGCUAACAACUCUCAAGAUAACAGGAUGGUCCAACUUUCUUGGUCUCUUGACAGGCCCUCCAUCCGUGAACUACACUCUUUCCCUUAUGAUCCUCACAGGAGUACAGAUUUCUGAUCCCACCUACACAAUCCAAAUUUGGCAUGUCUACCUCCUUUUCCUGUCAAUUCUCAUUCUCCAGGGAUGUAUCGCGAUGAGCAACACGAAGUUCCUUGGGAGAAUCAACAUGUUCGGUGCGAUUGUCAAUCUGGUUAUGGUUUUUGUCUUCAUCAUUUGGAUGCCAGUUGGGGCGAUCAAUACACCAAAGACGAACAGUAAUCGCGAGGUAUGGGUAGAUGGGUUUACUAAUGGAACGGAAUGGCCUGAUGGAUUUGCGUUUUUGAUGGGAUUCCUGAGUGUUAUUGUGAGCUUGACUUCCUUUAAAUUGCCAACAAGGGUAACUGCUGAUUAUCGACAGUGGACAAUUGCUGGAUUCGAGUGAGUUUGAUUCGCUAAAUGAAGGGGUAUCACCUAAUUUACAUCAGUGCACCUUUCCAUCUUUCAGAGGAAUGCCCAAAUGCCAAUAUCGCGGGUCCUCGCGCCAUCGUUCUCACGGCGCAAAUGGGUUUGUAUCUCGGUUGGGCGAUAAUUUUGGUGAUUGCAUAUACAGCAAAGGAUAUUGGAGAAAUUGUUGCUGGACAGUAUGGUCAGCCAAUGGUAUGUACCACUCCGCCAAUUGUGUGGACGAGGUUCCGAGCUAAUGUCGAAAAAGGGAAGUCUAUGUCUGCAGGUUCUGGGACCGAAAGCUGGACUUGCUAUGUUCUCGCUUAAUAUGUUUGCCCAAUUCUUUACUGGUCAAGGGUGUGUUACCAUUUCGAUACUUGCAUUAAAAUUUCCAUCAUGUUGAAAUGGAAGAGGAAAGAUUACUGAAAACUCAUGAUCUCUAGUAUACUCGUCAGCGCAUCACGCGUUACAUUUGCAUACUCACGAGACGACGCACUCCCCUUCUCCCGUUGGCUAAAACAAGUAAACAGCCGCACAAAAACACCAGUCAACGCAGUCUGGUUCGUUCUCUUCAUCGGCGCACUCCUCGGCCUCCUGGGCUUCGCAAGCCCAGUCGCAAUCGGAGCAGUUUUCUCCAUAGGCGCCAUCGCCCAAUACAUCGCCUUCAUUUUCCCCAUCGCGCUCAAACUCUUCGUCGUAGGCGAUAGAUUUCGACCUGGUAACCCCCACCCCCUCCCUCACCCAUGAGUUUCGCUAACCCCGUUUCAGGACCUUGGCAUCUCGGUCGCUUCUCGAAACCGGUUGGCGGAAUUGCUUGUGCGUUUGUUGCGCUGAUGAUCCCUAUUCUGUGUUUUCCUUCUGUGAAAGGGGCAGAUCUGGAUCGCUUGAAUAUGAAUUAUGCGUGUUUGAUAUAUGGGGGAUCGAUGUUUUUGGCGAUGGUUUGGUAUGCGGUGGAUGCUAGGACGUGGUUUAAGGGGCCGAGGAUUAAUGUUGAGCAUUUGAUGGAUAAUAGAGUUGUGGAGAAGAGAGAGAAUGGAGGCUUAGAUGGGGAAAGGAAGUCAGAGUGAGUCAUGCGCGGCGCUAUAUAUGGUGUAGACAAGUAUGUUGUCGUUUUGAACGGUAUUUAUAACACCAAUCGAAGUAGAAAUCAUUACAGAGGUAUUUUGGAUAAUUCGAC
Hymenoscyphus albidus is the source of this 2337-nucleotide messenger RNA. NCBI's taxonomy places the organism in Eukaryota, Fungi, Ascomycota, Leotiomycetes, Helotiales, Helotiaceae. The record is from the annotation of a GenBank genome assembly.